AUGUGGUCAGAGACGCUGGAUCCCAAUGGGAGAUACAUGGAGCCCGAUGGCUUUCCGCUGACGGUGUUGGCGAUUUCGUUUGUCUUUCUUGCGCUGUCGGUGCUCGCUGUGGGACUGAGGUCAUAUAUCCGGUUGUCCAGACACAUGUUCGGCAUUGAUGAUGCCUUCCUUGCUGCUGGAGCUGUCCUAUAUAUGGUUGUUAUUGGGUUGUCUUCGUACGGCCACUUCGUUGGGCUCGGUCGGAAAGAGGUCGACUUGAAUCAAUGGCAGUGGGAAAACGCUAUGAAGUACUACAUCAUCUGGAUCUUGGUCUACGUUGUCGCGCUGGGAUUUAUCAAAUCCUCUGUCUGCCUCACCAUCCUACGCAUUGCGACCACGAAAAAGCCGUUGCGCAUGUGUGUUUGGGUGCUUCUCGGCAUUACGUGGUGCUCUUUCUGCAUUACAUUCAUCGGCACCUUGCUCUACUGCCAGCCCGUGAGGGCGGUUUGGACGCCGAUGUUGAUCCUGAGCGGUGAGGGUUACUGCGCUUCGACCGAGACCUUCAUCAUCAUCGCCCACACCGCGACCGUCUCCACCAUUCUGACAGACUUGGCCCUAGUCGUGGUACCUGGAGUGCUUCUUUGGGAGACGCAAAUGAAACGACAGGCAAAAUUCCAGGCAUGGGCAUUGCUUUCAUUCGCUUCUGUGGCAUCCAUCAUCACCAUGCUGCGGAUCCCAUACAUCAACAGGUUUCGCGAGCAGCAAGAUCUGCAAUUUUGGGUCUCCCACAUCGUCCUUUGCUCCAACGUUGAGACCGGCAUCGGCUGCAUCGCCUCAUCGAUACCUUCAUUGAGACAUUUCACCCAGCGUAGCCAAGGAAGCAAUACCCACGAAUACAGCGAUAAACGCAGCGGACCAAUUGGGUUCUUCUCCGUCGGUAACGGACCGACCACCUUGCGCAAGAAUGAAGGCAGCAAGGAUCUGGGAAUCUCCUUGAGUACGGUGCGGGGACGCUCAGAUGAGCAGUGGCAGCGCAUCACAGAUGGCGAUUCUGACCACAGCACGAAGCCUAUGAACGCAAACCAAAUAUACGCGGUACACACAUAUACUGUCGAGCAUGAUGAUAAGCUGUCACAAAGGGCAUUGAGGGAUUGA
Messenger RNA from Paraphaeosphaeria sporulosa, 1134 nucleotides. RefSeq lists its product as uncharacterized. The transcript is spliced from 4 exons. The record is from RefSeq and is a predicted model, not a curated record. Bases 1 to 1134 code for a protein of 377 amino acids. Lineage: Eukaryota; Fungi; Ascomycota; Dothideomycetes; Pleosporales; Didymosphaeriaceae.